GACCGUGCGAUGGCACAUUCCCCGAUCCCUCGCAGAUCACCUUCCCCAUGGCUGAGUUUCAUGAAUCUACCCGCGAUCUGAUUCGCACCCUUUAUUGCCGCCAGGUGCAACUUCCCUUGGCAGAUUCUACAUAAUAUUCGACGGCGCUGCUCACUCUGUCCUGUGUCCUGGUCGCUCUCCGAAGCCUUCAACGCUUGUCCAACUGCACCCUUUGCCCCGGUGGCAGCAGCAACUGCCGUCAUGGCGCGCGAAAAUGACCGACUUGACAAGACCGAUGUCGAGGAGAUCACCGAAGUCACGUCUCACGACUCCUUCAGCAGCGAAACUAGCGACGCGAGCCGAACCCUAUGGCAGAACAUUAAGAAGUAUCGCAAGGUUGUGGGAUACACAUUUGCCUUGACCUCUGCCAUUCUGCUGUAUGGCUAUGACAAUGUCGUCGUCGGCACCGUCUCUGGAAUGCCUGGCUUCCAGAAAGACUUUGGCAGAAAACUCGACGACAAAUGGAUCCUCCCCUCUUCAUGGCUUGCCCUCUGGAAUGUUUCAAGCCCCAUCGGCGCUAUGUGUGGUUCACUGGCCGGAGGCUGGCUGCAAGAUAGAAUUGGUCGCCGCCUCGCGCUCGCCAGUUGCAGCCUCCUUUCCGCCGUCUCAGUCGCCAUCAUGUUUGUCUCGUAUCUCCCAGCAGAUAUCGACGGUCGCCGUGGCUGUUUCUUUGCCGGGAAACUUUUCCAGGGUUUCUCAAUCGGUGCAGUCAUGGCAGCUACGCAAACAUACAUGUCGGAGAUUCUGCCCCCCGUCUUGCGAGGCUCAGGCAUGGCCUUCUUCCCCGUUUUCACGCUUCUCGGCCAAUUGACCGGUGCGCUCGUCAUCUUUGGUAGCCUCAACAAAGGCAAGGGCUACACGGUAGCUUUUGGUUCCCAAUGGCCGUUCUCCUUCGUCCCAAUCGUUGUAGCACUGUUCAUUCCUGAAUCCCCAGCCUACUAUGUGCGCAAGAGGCAAAUGGACAAAGCAUUGAACAGCCAGGCCCGCCUUGACCCUCUAGGCGUUGACACCAAAGCCAAUGUCGAAAAGAUUCGGAGGGACAUCGAACACGAGGAGCAGCUCAACAAAGCUUCCUUCGCCGAGUGUUUCCACAAGCGCAACCUCCUCCGUACUUUCAUCGUCAUGUGGGCAAACUCACUGACUUCUAUUUUUGGGCUUCCGCUGCUUGGGAAAGCCAGCUACUUUCUCCAGAUCGUCGGUAUGGGCGCGGACUCCAGUGUUUUAUUCCUCAUCCUUGGAAUCGUUCUCGGAUUAAUAGCAAACGGAGUUAGUGUCUGGGCUAUGUCACGAGUCGGGCGAAGACCACUCAUCAAUAUUUCCUUGUCCGUUGCCGCUGCCCUAUGGCUAUCUAACGGUAUCGCCAAUUGUUUCCACAGCGGUGCUGUUGUGUGGUGGACUGCUGUAUCAAUGAUGCUUGUAAUCAUCGUCUGCGGUGUCGGCGUAUGGCCAGCCUCCUUCGCCGUCGCAGCCGAAACCUCCUCUCUUCAACUGCGAGCCCAAACCCAGGGAAUCGGCUGGUUUGUCUCUGCAUUCACCAGCGCCGUCUCGGGCAUCGUACUACCCUAUGUUUUCAACCCAGAUGCAGGCAACCUCCGCGGCAAAGUUGGCUUCACGUACGUCGGAUCUUGUAUUCUGGGUGUGGUGGUUAGUUGGUUCUUAAUUCCUGAGAUGAAGGGAAGGACGAUCGGGGAGAUCGAUCGUAUGUUCGAGUUGAAGAUUCCUGCCCGGGCGUUUAAGAGCUGGAGGAACGAUGGCGAUGGCGAGAGCCAGGUACGGACUCCUCCGCAACCAUGGGUCUGAGGCCUGAAAUAGGAUCGUACCCCCACUGACUCUAGCUUUCAAUUGAGCGGUUUUUGGUUUUUGGUUUCUACGCGCCGCACAUAUU
Molecule: messenger RNA, 1924 nt
Organism: Lindgomyces ingoldianus
Lineage: Eukaryota; Fungi; Ascomycota; Dothideomycetes; Pleosporales; Lindgomycetaceae
Product: MFS general substrate transporter
Exons: 3
Coding region: 241-1839 (532 amino acids)
Biological process (GO): transmembrane transport; carbohydrate transport
Cellular component (GO): membrane
Molecular function (GO): carbohydrate:proton symporter activity
Source: RefSeq, a predicted model, not a curated record